AUGGAGUGUGCUAUAUGCUCUGCCGUUUUCCCCUCUCAUGGACAACCAACAUGCAUAUCUUGUGCUCGAUCACUGGUGUACCAAGCUCGACUGGACAGACUGGCAGAUUUGCUCAAUAUCGAGAGCCUUAGCAAACAGGUUCACUCUGUCAUCUCACCGCUCUCAGGCUUCUCGUCAUCAUGUUCGCCUUCCAACUCGCAGGUGGUAGAUAUCACAGAGAGUGCAAAGAAGCAUGUCCAUGCCCAUAUCUUACGAGAGAGCCAAGCUACUCACUUGCGCUGCACCAUCAUCAAUGAGCAGAUCAAUCUUCUCAGAAAGCAGAUGGAACAAGCCCGGAGAGACAAUGCCUUACGCCACCUUGAUAUCAAGCAGCGACACGCCGAGAUCAAACGCGAGCGGACCGAGAUGACUAGCCGUGUGCCUCAGUUACUCGAACCACUUCAUGCAACUAUCCGCCGGAGCCAACGUAGACUUGACAAAGUGCAAGCACGCACCCUCGAGGGUAGGACCAAACUGUGUCAAGAGACGGCAAGGUUGGCGGGACUGCAGCAGAAAAGACGGCGCAUGCCAGACGGCAGUAUCGUGCACGACUACGCUAUCGGUGGCAUCUCCAUCCUCGAUUUGCGCCAAAUCAACUCUGCACAGCCUCAACUCAUCAAUGCUGCUCUGGCCAAUAUAUGCCGUCUAUUGAUCACAUGUUGUCAUUAUCUGUCGGUCCGUCUUCCGGCCGAAAUCACUCCUCCUCACGCAAGUUAUCCUCACCCCACUAUCUUCUCCUUGCAAUCUUCGUAUCAAGGCUUCCAGCUUCCUUUUCCCGGCUCUUCAUCGACCCCGGCGUCCUCGCGUACUUUGGAUCAACGCCCCUUGCCUAAGCCGCGUCUUCUCCAUUUGGAUCGCCCGUUGGUUGCUCUCGCCAAGGAAGAUCCCGCUAGGUACAACCUUUAUAUCGAGGGCAUCUCGUUGCUGGCAUGGAACGUCGCUUGGCUCUGCACCUCUCAAGGUCUCAAUCUCUCCAGUGCGUAUCAAGCCGUUUGUCCCAUGGGUCUCAAUCUCUACACAUUAUUCCGUGAACACACCGGUAGAGGUCCAACUCCUCAUCAAACCAGCGCGGGUCAUCCUGCUGGCACGAACCAGCUCUUUGGUCAAUUCUCUCAUGCUAGCACUCGUCAGACUCCUGGCCCAACCGAUGGAGUCGAUGUGAUGCACAAUUGGAGAGCUGCUUCUUUUACUCGUUUUCUCGACAAGAUCAAGCAGAUUCUCUUCCAAGACAUGUCGGGCGCAGAAUGGGAGAUGAUAUCUGGAGACGACUUUGAACAAGAGGAAGCGGUGCUUGUGGGCGGCUCUAGAGGUGCCCGUGCAGCCACUGCGAUCGGCUCGUCUUCAAUGAAGCGAGUCGUAGAAUCUGAGGAUGCUUUCGGAGACGAUGGCAAUAAAGGUUACCUGAAGCUCAAAAGCCGUACAGGAGGGAGCGAUCGAUCGUGA
Messenger RNA from Aureobasidium namibiae CBS 147.97, 1482 nucleotides. RefSeq lists its product as uncharacterized. Gene Ontology annotation, molecular function: SNARE binding. The record is from RefSeq and is a predicted model, not a curated record. The coding region runs from base 1 to 1482 and encodes 493 amino acids. The transcript has a single exon. Lineage: Eukaryota; Fungi; Ascomycota; Dothideomycetes; Dothideales; Saccotheciaceae. Gene Ontology annotation, biological process: SNARE complex assembly. Gene Ontology annotation, cellular component: endosome; lytic vacuole.